Messenger RNA from Schizophyllum commune H4-8, 1646 nucleotides. RefSeq lists its product as uncharacterized. The transcript is spliced from 3 exons. Lineage: Eukaryota; Fungi; Basidiomycota; Agaricomycetes; Agaricales; Schizophyllaceae. The coding region runs from base 164 to 1480 and encodes 438 amino acids. The record is from RefSeq and is a predicted model, not a curated record.
CGCCUCCGCGCGUCUGGUCUCUUCUUUUCUUCGUUCUCCUCGCUCACACUCUCAACGCUCAUUCUUGUUAACAUCGUCCUUCCCGUGCUCGCCCUGGUUUUUCCUCUUGUACUCGCGCUGACUCGUUCCUCCCCCAGCCCUCGGCCCCACCGGCCCACCGGACAUGCGCGCGCAGCUCAUGCGCGAUCUCCAGGACAAGAGUCGCUUGGCGAUGGGGAUCCGGCAUAAGGCGUUGCUGAAUUGGGUCGGAAGUUUUCGGGCGGGGGUGGGGGGAGGGGGAGGAGGACAAGCGGGUGUGGGAGGUGGACCACCGAAUCAACAACAAGGCGCGGGUCUGUCGAAUGGGACCAAUGGCCAGGGCGGUCAGCAAGGAGGUCAAGGAGCGCAGGCAGGAGGUCAGGGAGCGGGAGGAGUAGGAGCGGGUGUAGGAAGUCAAGGAGGAGCUCGCCCACCAUCGGCGGCGAGCCUGAACCAGCUUGCGCAAGCGUUUGGCGGGCCGACGCAUAUGAUCCCAGGCCCGUUGACGAAGGGGGUGGCGGGUGUGGGGGGUGGGCAGCAAGGCACGCAGCAGAGUGGCCCUUCGCAAGCCAGUGGGAGUGGGGGAGGUGGUGGUGGGAUGGGAGGCGGUGGGAUGGGAGGCAUAGGGAAUAACGCGCAAGCGGGGCCGAGUGGGUUGGUUGGUGGUGGGAUGGGUGGGCUAGGUGGAGGCGGUGGUGGGAUGGGAGGCGCAGGUGGGCUUGGAGGAGGAGGAGGAGGCGGUCUGGGAGGAAACGGCGGCGGUAUCGGAGGAAACAGCGCCGGCCAACCGACGAACCCGAACCAGCCACGGGCCAUCUGGAAGGGCAUGCUGCACCUGACGGUUCCGGGCGUGCCGGGGCAGCCGCCGAGGGAGGCGCGCGCGAUGUCGGUGGCGAUGGCGGGGGAGGGGGCGGUGGUUAGUGGCCAACCCCAAACGUGGCCGCCAGAGCUCCGCCUCAUGAUCUCGGACGCGCCGCUGCUGCACAUCAACGUCCUGACGGCGUGGGUGAAGCAGCAUCGGCCGGCGAUCGUGCACUUUCAUGGAUUGGGCCAGGCGGCGGAGAUGGUCAGAAAUAUGGCGGGUAUGAUGAAGAAGUUGGGGAAGGUGUGUGUGUGUGUGUGUGUGUGGUAUGGGCGGUGGACGGAGUUGGAGGCGGUGGGCAGAGGAGAAGGCGGUGCGCGUUCCCUUGUUGGCGGCGGGCGUCCGUCCGUCGUCGACGCGCGUUUUCCGUCGCUGCCGCCCGUCCGUCCAUUCGUCGUCGUGACUCUGACUAACCGUCUUCCCAGUACUUCACCGCCUCCUUCACCCGACGCGACGGCUCGCACGGGCCCUGCGUGCUCUUCUUCCCCACCUCGCCACCCAACGCCGGCCAGGACGGGCCCUUCAACCUCGCCGCGGCGGUGUUCGUGGAGAAGGGCGUGCCGAUCAUUCCGACGCUCGAGCAGCAGGAGCAGAUGCUGAAGCUGAUGCAGCAGAGGGCGGGUGUUGGGAUGGGGGUGGGGGCGGGAGGGCCGGGAAUGGGCGCGGGAGGAUCAGGGAUGGGCGGGGGAGGGCCGGGAAUGGGAGGUAGACCGGGGUGGAAUGGGCGCGGGCGCAGGAUCGGGACCGGGAGGCGUGGCGCCGAAUA